GGACAGUCAAAAUUAUAAUUCUAUUCUAUCUAGGAAUAAUCUCGCGAUUUACCUUUAACUUCUAUCUCUUCUCACAUUCUUUAUUACGAGAUCGACACGCGAUUUCUUGCUGCGUCGAUUUGAACCGGCCAAGUUGUAAAAAUUCCAUCUUUACACUACAACCACCGAGAGAGCAAGUUUGCAGCGAGGCUAGUCCUAACUACGUAUAUUUGCAAGCAAUAUGGCAGCUACUCAAGCCCAGAGCGACUGGGUCGGUAACGUUCUACAUGAACGUAGACAAAUCUCGGUCGAAGGAGUUGAAAUCGAUGUUGCCGUCACGCGUCGCAACGGAAGUGCGGCACCUAUAAUAUUCCUACACGGAUUCGGUGGCAGCAAGGAAGACUACUUGGAUAUCAUUUUACAUGAAUCAUUCAAAGAUCGCGCGUUCCUCGCAUUUGACGCUCCUGGUUGCGGCGCAACAACUAUUGCGGACCUUUCAAGAGUGUCUAUCUCUUUUCUCGUCAAAACUACACAAGCUAUUCUUCAGCAGCUCAGCAUCCAGCACUUUCAUCUAGUAGGCCACUCUAUGGGAGGUCUAACUGCAUUAGAACUAGCGCUCUUACAUCCUGAAUCUGUCCUGAGUUUUGUCAACAUCAAAGGCAAUCUGAAGCCUGAAGACUGUUUCCUAAGCAGACAAAUCUUUACUUCCGCCGACGAAGAUCCGGAAAAGUUCUUAACGAACUUCAUCGAACGAAAUUACCACUCACCUCUCUUCUCUGCACCCUUGUAUGCGUCGAGUGUUAGACAUAAAGUGAGGCCUGAGGCAGUCAGAGGCAUAUUCGAAUCUAUGGUGAAACUUUCUGACAGCGGGACCUUGCUAGAGAAAUUUUUAAAACUACCUUUCCCUCGCGUUUUCAUGUACGGCACGCAGUACAACAGCCUCUCUUACUUGCCAGUACUAAAAGAGAGUAACGUACAGCUCGCUGAGAUACCUUACUGCGGCCAUUUUCCAAUGUACUCAAAUCCUGUCGCAAUGUGGGAGUGCAUCUCCCAAUUCUUGACCCAGAUCGGGAAAUAAGAAGCACUAAGUAUAACGUUUGAUGCAAGUUCCAGACCUUGCUGAAGUUUGAGAAGAUUAUUGAACUGCCACAUUCAGGAUUGAACUAUGUGGUGGCUACAGGACCAUAGGCUUAGAUGCCAUCUAGUUGUACGGCCAACAGGAGAACUUAGGAUAAUGGGUUACACAUUAGAACUUAUUCAUCUAGAAAUAUAAAGGGUUGGGGAGGGGGGUACGACGAUUUGAGGAGGGCGAGAGCUCAUAUACGCACAUUGAAUUCCCUGUCAUUAAAACUUUGUUCUCAUCCUUACAUAUGUUUGGAUAUUUAGCCAUUUAAAUCAUCCCACAUACUACGAAUGUAUUUUCAAAAUAACACUUCAUAUUUUAUUACCAGUUGGUGAAAAUCUUUCUGCUGUAGCACGUGACUCAGUCACGUGUUUCCCACACAGGUAAGUAGGAUGGCAGCAUCUAUAUAGAAUAGCAGAACCCCUUCGUAUGAAGGGGUAGACAGAAUAAUAGAACCCUUUUACCCCA
This is a messenger RNA of Botrytis cinerea B05.10, 1570 nucleotides long. RefSeq lists its product as hypothetical. Bases 221 to 1057 code for a protein of 278 amino acids. The record is from RefSeq and is a predicted model, not a curated record. The transcript has a single exon. Lineage: Eukaryota; Fungi; Ascomycota; Leotiomycetes; Helotiales; Sclerotiniaceae.